AUGGAUGUAUGUGAUAUCAUAAAGAUAAAAGAUUUGUUGUUUAUGCUUUUUAUGUUGACUUGUGUCCUAAGCAGUGUUGAGCGUUUAAGUUUCAUAUCAAAAUUUCGCAAUCAAAGUUUGUCUCAGUUUAAAUUCGAGAAUAAAGUGAAGAAAAAUAUUAUUCGUGAUCUUCAAACUGCUUUGAGAUUCAACAUCUUUUCAAGUCUGAAUGGUUCUUUAUGA
Clunio marinus is the source of this 222-nucleotide messenger RNA. The record is from the annotation of a GenBank genome assembly. NCBI's taxonomy places the organism in Eukaryota, Metazoa, Arthropoda, Insecta, Diptera, Chironomidae.